UUCCGACUAAAUUAUGAGUAGAUUAGCAAUCAGUCAGUGUGUCAGAGGCCGCUGAUGUUUUACUGCUUCUUUUACGAAACCAGUUUACUGCUGUCAACCAUGCUUACACUCCAUUUCCUCUUCAUUGCUGCUUUUUCAAGUUUCUGGCAUGCUGCAAUCACAGUGUGUUCUUACAACAGUAAUACUGGAUCGAUAUCAAAGCGAGAAGCAACAUGUUCUAUACCUGAGCGAUUGACCUAUGGAAGUUAUCGGAACCACCCGAGACGAUGUCCCAGUGCUGAGCAAAGCGCUGCAUGUCGAUUGGUACCAGGAACCACGGUACCAGACAACUGGCUAAUUUUCUACAGCUGUGAGACUGGCUACCAGCUGACCGGGCCUGCAAGAGCAUCCAUCUGCAGGAAUGGACAUUGGGCACCCUCUCUACCCGCCUGCACACUUCAGUUGAACAUAGUGACCAGAGAAGGAUGGGGAGCUGAGGAAGGUCGGCCUGAGUUUCUCAGUCAUCCCCUGCCAUUAAGUCGGGUCAUUAUCGAACACACAGCAACAGACCUGUGUACCUCCAAGUCUGACUGUAUUCUCAGCAUCCAGUCCAUACAACAAUAUCACAAUCAGUUAUAUGGUGAUAUCGGAUACAAUUUUCUUAUUGGAGGAGAUGGUACUGUAUUUGAGGGCCAAGGGUGGACGCACGUUGGAGCGCACACCAUAAAUUACAAUACCGGGAGUAUUGGUGUGGCGUUGAUCGGCAACUUUGUAUCAACUGCAGCACCGGAGGCCAUGAUUACUGCUGUUCAACGACUGAUAGCUUUGGGCCAGUCCACGGGCAAGAUUGCCGCAGACUACAAACUGUUCGCCCAUUGUCAACUGAUACAGGUGGCCAGCCCAGGACUUCAAGUGUUCAACGUCAUCAGGCAGUGGCCACAUUGGGACAGCACAAAAGCCUUGCAAUGCACUUCAUAGAUCUGUAUAAAAUAAGAUAACUGAUUGGUAAUAAGGCAUGAAGAUAAUUCAAAUGAUUGUUGACUAUUCUCAUCUUUAACAUGAGUUUAUAGCAGUAUAUGUCUUUAAAAUUUGGAUGUUGCCAUAAUUAGUUAGUACUUUUUAUUCUGAUGUUUUGAUAAUUUAUGACAAAUAUAUUUUAUAGUUUUAUUGUUACAGUGCAGCUCUUUAGCUUAAUACAAUAUUAACUUUCUAAUGUAUAUUGAAAAAUAAUUAUACUAAUUUUAUGUAUAUUAAAAAAUGGUCUUAACUAUAAUAGUAGUUCUCAUGACAAAAGGUUGUUUGAAAUAUGAUAACACUUUGCUCCUUGUGAUGAACAAUGUUUUUCAUAAGAAAACUAAAUAAAAACUUGUACAUUUCAUUUUUUUGUUACAUAGUAACUAAACUUACUUAUGCUGUCAACUUACAUAUAAAAACAGUUGUUAUUUUCUUGUACUGAAAAAUAAUAAAGAUUGAGGUUAGUGCACUGAAAAAGCUUAUAUUGUGCUCUAAGUGUUUAUUAGAUCUCUGUUGUCAGUGAGUUUAUGGGCUUACAAGUAAUAAAAAAAACAACUGUUAUUUUUCCAGUAUGAUAAAAAGACAAGUUUUAUAUAUAAAAUGUUUGUACCAAAUUGAAAUUAUUACGAUUAGGUCUUUUUAUAUCCUAAUAUAAUAAUAUUAUAAAUUUGAAAGUG
Homalodisca vitripennis (glassy-winged sharpshooter) is the source of this 1670-nucleotide messenger RNA. RefSeq names its product peptidoglycan-recognition protein SC2-like. The transcript is spliced from 5 exons. The record is from RefSeq and is a predicted model, not a curated record. NCBI's taxonomy places the organism in Eukaryota, Metazoa, Arthropoda, Insecta, Hemiptera, Cicadellidae. Bases 55 to 957 code for a protein of 300 amino acids. Gene Ontology annotation, molecular function: N-acetylmuramoyl-L-alanine amidase activity; zinc ion binding. Gene Ontology annotation, biological process: peptidoglycan catabolic process.